AAUAGUAUAAAUAUACGUAAAUUUUUGUAGGUUAUUAGAGUAUCAAGGUACGUCCACACACAAUGAAAAAAAUUACACUCUUCUUCUGCGCCAUUAUCUUGGCUUCGGUUGCCGCUUUGCCAAACAAAGUAGCUGACGAUAAUUUCAUCGACGACGUCAAAAAGAUCGUCCACACGAUUGAAGGCCUCAUUGAUGAGCUUUUCACUACAGGUCCAAAUUUCAUCGGAACUUUCGCUGACAAGUACCAUUGGUACCUCACUAAAGUCUUAAACUAUACAAGAACGGCUAUUACAAGAGCUUUAGAAGCACUUGAACCUAUUUUAAAUCAAAUCGCUGCACAAAGCACUGAUUCUGUAAAGAAAUUGAUUUCUUGCAUCGAAGAACAAGAAAAUGGCAUCAUGGCACUUCGCGUCAAUUUCGUAGCAGGCGUCGGUAAAUGCAUAAAGGACGAUCUCGUCGCUUUGGUUAAGACUGUCGCACCUUUGCUUAAAGAUCUAUCUGGUAUCCAUGAAGAGGCCAAAAAAGCCGCCAACGAAAUUGAUCAAUGCCAAGGAACUGAUCAACAAGCUCUUCUCUGUGUUGUUCAGGUUAUCUCAGAUAUACUUAAGGUUGCAACAAAGGUGCCCGAUGCUGUGAAAAACGAUUUUCAACCUGUCGUUGAUGCUGCUAAUGCUUUUGCUGUAUCAGGCAAGCAAUGCGUUGCCAGUCAAGUAGAUCCCUUUUGUACCAGCGCUGGAAAACUCUUAAAUAAAGUGAUCAUUUGUGCAACUUCUUAAAUUGUAAGACGCUGUUUUAUUAAAUAAAUAAAAUAAAGAACUUA
This is a messenger RNA of Diabrotica virgifera virgifera (western corn rootworm), 820 nucleotides long. RefSeq lists its product as uncharacterized. The record is from RefSeq and is a predicted model, not a curated record. The transcript is spliced from 4 exons. Bases 63 to 776 code for a protein of 237 amino acids. Lineage: Eukaryota; Metazoa; Arthropoda; Insecta; Coleoptera; Chrysomelidae.